This is a messenger RNA of Anopheles aquasalis, 942 nucleotides long. Its product is annotated as dynein regulatory complex protein 9-like. Gene Ontology annotation, biological process: cilium organization. NCBI's taxonomy places the organism in Eukaryota, Metazoa, Arthropoda, Insecta, Diptera, Culicidae. The record is from RefSeq and is a predicted model, not a curated record. Gene Ontology annotation, cellular component: cytoplasm; motile cilium. Gene Ontology annotation, molecular function: protein binding.
AUGGCGGAUUCCGAAGACGCACCCAUCAUUCGCGCUAUUAUUAAAGAAUGUUUGCGAAAGCUGCACGUGCUAGGUUGGUGUACGAAAAAUAAAGAACUACACGACGCUACACAAGCGUACUCUAUCGCGCAGUUGUUACAAGACCGAUCCGAAGGAUUGAAAAAGUUGCUCUGUGAACAGCCCGACGAGGAAGAUGAUCAAGCGAGAUCCAUCUCCUCGGAGUCCUCCACCGAAUCAUUCACACUAGCCGCGAUGGUGCAAGUGAGCAGCGCCUCUGGAGAAGAUCGAAAGUAUUACGAUCGAUUCGAAUAUUUGGAACGCGCGAAGGAAGUAACCCGUCUGCGGAGCAGACUUCGUUUACUCAAAAGCAAAUGCCACGCACAAAAUCAAAAAUUACACCAUGAAUCCCAAAUUGCCAUGAUGAAGCAUCGGUUUGUGGAGCACUGGGAAGCGGCACGCAAUGAGCAGCUCCAGCGUUUGAUACACGACGAGGUUGGGCAGCUUUCCGAGAAGCUUACGGUUAAACGACGCGAAAAUGAACAGGCGAACGAAGCCGUGGCUGCCACUGCACGGUAUUACCAGUGGAAGCUGGCACAGAUCAAUCAGCAGAUCGAAGGCUGGAUGACUCGGUUCGAUAGCGACAAGGACGACCAAGAUACCCGCUUCCAGAAGGCACGCGCAACGGAGAAGCGCUGGAAGGAGCUACGCGAACAGUACGAGCGGCAAGAGAACACAAUCACGCGGCUGCAGCAGGAGUUGACUCGCUGGAAGCUAGAGGAACAGCACAAACAGUACUGCAUCCUGAUGGCCACCAAACUGCAGGCCUGGUGGCGUGGAACGAUGGUACGGAAGGGUUUGGGCCGGUUCGGAUCGAACAGUAAGAAGAAUCGAACAAAGAAAGAACCUACAAAGAAUGCUAAAGCCAAGGGAAAAAAGAAGUAG